Daphnia magna is the source of this 1673-nucleotide messenger RNA. Its product is annotated as gustatory and pheromone receptor 39a. The transcript is spliced from 5 exons. Lineage: Eukaryota; Metazoa; Arthropoda; Branchiopoda; Diplostraca; Daphniidae. The coding region runs from base 1 to 1185 and encodes 394 amino acids. The record is from RefSeq and is a predicted model, not a curated record. Gene Ontology annotation, cellular component: neuronal cell body; membrane; dendrite. Gene Ontology annotation, biological process: sensory perception of taste.
AUGCCAACGGUGAAGGAGUCAUCAGCUUGUGCUGAAGAUCGUCAAAGACGGAAAUUAGAUUUUGAAUGGAGUUUGAAACCGAUGACGACGCUUAUGCGUUGCGUUGGUAUUCCGCUUGAUUUCCGUGAUUAUCGGCCGUUAAUCGGUGACCGUCGUUCUUGGUUUGUCACCGGUUUUGCACUUCUCUUGUUCUUCAUCGAUGCAGAAUGUCAAUUCAGUUUGACAGCUACGAUCAUCUAUGACGCAAUCUACCCCCAAUCUUCAAAUAAUUCUUCUCGCUCUGCGACGUUUAAAUGGAAUAACUCCAUCAAUUCCAUAAACUACAUUAUUCUAAUUUUGGGAUCGCACGCCAUACUGCUCGCCGUUUCGCAAAUUGAUUGGCCUCACCUUGUGCGGGUUCUUCAUCGCAUAGAACAAAUGCGUUUUUAUAACGAACGACAUUUCAAAAAAUUCAGGAUCCCUUCUUUUGUAGGGUUGGCUGCAUCCGUCACGGAAUUGAUUAGCUCCGUCACCGUCAUUUGGUUCACGUGGGUCGAUAGCCCAUUUCUAUAUCAAUUGAUGACUGUAGGAAUAUUCCUAUUUCUUGGUUUGGUUCUCAUCGCUUUCUAUCAUGUUUGCAUACUUUGUUGGAUCGCAUAUCUGAUGAUGAAUGCUCUUGGACAAGAUAUAAAGGCUAGUGGUAAAGACAUCAAGCAGUGCUCCAGUCAGUUGAAACUGUGGAAGGCAACAUACUACUUGACAGGCGAAUUCGUUCAUUACAUCAACUGCUGCUUCGGUCCAUUUCUAUUCUUGCUGACGACCAGUUACUUUGUCAGGAUGACUAACAAUUCUUUUUAUAUCUUCUCCAUUUUAACAUAUUCGCACGACAAGGGGCACGAAGCUAAAGUUUACACGUUCAUUAUUUUCCUCAUCAAAGAUUGGAUUUCUUUCGUUGCUCUUACGUACAUACCAUCUUUAGUCCGGAAGGAGGCAAUGAACAUAACCAGAAAGCUACAGAAUUUGCAAUUUGAAGACAAUGCUCUUAAGCGCCAAGCGGAAUUGUUAAGGAUGGAAGUCUCACUCUCACUGCCUCAAAUCACAGCUGCUGGUUUCUUCGAUAUCGACUGCAAACUCAUACCAACGAUGGUGGGGACAACGUUGACUUACCUCAUCAUCCUCUACCAGUUCGAUUCCAAUGAAAAAUAAAACCUUGAUUCAACGACUUAAAUUGUAUUGCCAAUGCCCAUUUACUUCUAGACAGUGUGCAUUAUAUAUUUUUUGGUUUACGCAGCAUUCGUUCACUGUCGUGCUUAAUCACGUUUGCAUUGAUCGCACAUUCAGAAUGAUUAAGGUGCAGGGGCUCCUUCGGCCGUCUUCUGAUGUAUCCCUUUUAAUCGGCAAUCGAUUGGCGACACACUAAGGUUGUGGAUGUUCGAUGUGGGUGAUAGAAACCAGAUACUGCAGAAACCCUACGCUUCCUAAAGUCAUACGAUGCACAUUGCCCCCCAGAAACGUCUUAUUUGUGUGGCUGACAUUUCAUUAUAACUCAACGUGCGAGUAAAUAACAAGCAUCAAUUUAUAUGUGGUGUAGUAUACAGUACAUAAAAACAUUACAGAAAAUCUGACAUGUAAGACAGAUUCAAAUAUCAAUAAUGCAGCAAAGCGGUUCAUAUAUUAGAAUACACAAUCGUACC